GUAUUCUAUGAGACCGUGCAUUUGCAUUUUAGUGGCUUCAGAAUAUAAACCUUCGUCAACACAGCCCACAGCGCGUGCACGCACGUAGACAUACUGGAAUGUUUCAGUACUCCGUACCACGAGAUGGCAGUAGCUAUUCUGCCAUCUGUUGUGGUUUAAGCUGCUGUGGGGUUGCCACUACGGUGCAUGAACUACACUAGGAAAAGAACAGCGACUGAACACACAGCGAUUUGGAUUCGUGGGCCUAGAACUAGUAAUAUCUGGCAACUUACUCCGUGUCUCACACACACAACAUUGCAGGCAACAGACAGCUGUAUUGUCGACAUAGUGAAGGACCCCAGCGAUCAACAGAAAUAACAUCGUAUAUCAAGAGGACUCGAUAUUCUGGAUCGGCAGUACUUAAAUUAUUGAACAAAGUUACAUUGGCUUAGUCGGUAGUUCGGGUUAUUCGGGGAAACCGUGUAAUACCGACGUGCUUCUGGGAUCAAAUCGCCAGAAAGAGCGAGAGAGCGCAGCUCCUAACUGGUAGUGGGGUGGAGGGGAACAUUCUAACCUCCGUAUCAACAUGGCAAUGUCCCUGAUACAAGCCUGUCGCAGUCUGGCUCUUUCAACAUGGCUGCUCUCUUUUUGUUUUGUGCAUUUGCUGUGUCUGGACUUCACUGUGGCGGAGAAAGAGGAAUGGUACACCGCCUUUGUGAACAUCACUUAUCUAGAUCCCGUGACUUCUGAGAGGAAAACAGAGAAAACGGAGUGCGGACGCUAUGGAGAGCAGUCAUUGAAGAAAGAAGCUAAAGGGGUGGUGGUCUUGCCCUCCGUUCUGCAAGACAGACAGGCUUGCGACCCAAACACUAAAUUUACAAAUCCAAAUCCGAACAGUGCGUGGAUUGCCCUGAUAGAGGGCGGCAACUGCACGUACAAAGAUAAAAUUCGACAUGCGGCAAGCCACAAUGCGUCUGCUGUAGUCAUAUUCAACGUGGGUUCAAGUAAUGCCAACGAAACCAUAACAAUGCCUCAUCAAGGCACAAGUGAAAUUGUGGCCAUAAUGAUCCCUGGGCCCAAAGGCAAGGAGAUCAUUGCUCUUCUAGAGCAGAAUAUCACCGUCAACAUGCACAUCACCAUAGGAACACGGAACCUUCAGAAAUACGUGAGCCGAACGUCCGUGGUGUUUGUCUCCAUCUCUUUCAUCGUGCUCAUGAUCAUCUCCCUGGCGUGGCUGGUGUUCUACUACAUCCAGAGGUUCCGCUAUGCCAACGCUCGAGACCGCAACCAGAGGCGGCUCGGAGACGCAGCCAAAAAAGCCAUUAGCAAGCUUCAAGUCAGGACCAUCAGGAAGGGUGACAAGGAAACCGAGUCAGACUUUGACAACUGUGCCGUGUGCAUUGAAGGCUAUAAGCCCAAUGAUGUAGUCCGGAUAUUACCCUGCAGGCACGUCUUCCAUAAGCACUGCGUGGACCCUUGGCUGCAAGACCACAGGACGUGCCCCAUGUGCAAGAUGAACAUCCUCAAGGCCUUAGGCAUUCCGCCUAAUGCCGACUGCUCCGAUGACAUCCCUCCCGACUACGAGUCAGUGUCUGUGGGUGGCCAGGGUCAGCCUGUGGUGACGGGAGCGAGCGAAGUGACGGUGAGCGAGAGCUCGGUGGUGCUGGACCCUGCCAUCCACUCCAUGGGUCUGCCACAGGUCUACCACGACAUUGACCCCCUCGGCCUGGUUGGAGAGAGCCGCCUUAUUGCCAGCAGUGAACACCAGGCCCCAUUGAGCAGUGACUCAGACACCUCGCUUAUCUUGGCUGAAGUGGGCCUGUCUGACGUGGAGUUGUCCGCUGAACAGGAGCAUGAAGAGGUCAAGUCCUGAGCCAGCUCUGCCAGCAGCCAGCGUCUCCCCAUUGUUGCCACGGAGACGAGACGAGAGGAGAAGGAAGCACCCCAGGCCAGGAGCAGAAACCAGAGAGCCUUCUUAAAAGAAAGCGGGAGGGAAGAAGAAUAACCAUUUACUUACUUGGAAGCCCGAUUUUGUGCGACAUCCUUUUUUUUAAGUCCCUGUGGCUUGGUCGGCUACAGCAAAUGGCAUUCAGGAAAGGAGAAAGGUACAAUGUUUGUUAUCGCUAUCACUCACUGGCCACAAUCACACUACCGUCGUUACCCCUUUCCCUUGCUUUCUACGCGCCUGACAGAAAGCAGAGGAAGCAUUCAGCCAAUCACUGUCAAGUUCUUUGAUGAACAUUCUACACCUUCUUACUUUUUCCCCCAUUGUGUUCUCACCUCCCCUGACUGGAGAAAUGUUGACUGUUUGAUUUCCUUAUACGAGAUCACUGCCAAUGUACGUACGUAUAUUCCUGAUUGAAACACAAAGUCUUUCUAUACCUGUAUAUCUAUAGAUAUCAAUGCACACAUGCAGCUAACAGCAAUUGCUUUAAGUGUCGAAAAGCAGUCUGUGUGAGAUCCAACCAGCAUCAGUAAAGUUAUUGUCCCCAACACUAGAAUACAAUGAACUUUGACCUUUGACCCUGGGGAAAGAGAUGUCUUUCUAUACUCUCACCAUGCCUUGUCGCAUGGACUAUGCACAGCCUCCCACCUUACACGUUUUUUGCAGUUAAUGCCCCAAAACAUUGACUCUGUGACCAGUCGGGUUUUCUUUGUUUU
This is a messenger RNA of Engraulis encrasicolus (European anchovy), 2640 nucleotides long. It is a transcript of the gene rnf150a, whose product is annotated as ring finger protein 150a. The coding region runs from base 566 to 1852 and encodes 428 amino acids. The record is from RefSeq and is a predicted model, not a curated record. Lineage: Eukaryota; Metazoa; Chordata; Actinopteri; Clupeiformes; Engraulidae. The transcript is spliced from 7 exons.